AUGCAUCCAGCGGACUCCGUCUUUGCAAUUGGGGGUGAGGAUGAAUCGGAACCGGAGGAAGACCUCCUGGCUGAAGGGGCUCGGAGGCUGGGCGCCCUCGCUGCUGGCGUUUCGCCUACAGUAGGAUCUUCCCCAGGUAGAGACGGGCCCACAAGUGCAGAAGCAGCGAAGGCAGCUUCGUUGGUUGCCACUCCCCUCGCCGCGCCUGCCGUUGCGGCUGAAUCUGCUACUUCGCCUGCAUCAGGAGUCCUUCAGUCACCUCCGGGGCCUAAGCUUCUUUCAGAGUCGCAUCGCUGUGGUGUAGACGUCAGCGGUCUCGGCACGCCCAGCCGGUGCAGCACAGGAGCGGGGCAAGAGCAACUGCGUGCAACAGAACGGGGCAACAACAGCAGCAGCAGCAAGAGCAGCGCUACUCACCGUAGUUCGACACUCGACGAGAACAGUUCGGUGUACAGACCAGAGGUAGACGGUCCCCCCAUCGUUGGCAUCUUCGUAGUGGCGCAGUCAGCGUUGCGAAGGCCUGAAGUAUUGUUCCAUCAUCAAAAAGCGAACUGCGAAUGUUUGCCACUCCAUCCGCUCGACCUCUCACGGUGCUCGGAGCGUUCUCUGUGGAGAGGGCAGUCAGAGGGUGGUGGGUCGGGGGCAUUUUCGUGGAGUGGAGAGCCCGGCGAGACAACUUUGCUGCAAUGGGUGGAAAAGUUUGCUCUCCCGGAGUUAACCCCAACCAGGGGUCAUCUCCAGGUGGCCCGUACAGGCUCAGGGUCGCGUGAUUGGGAAGGCGAGCCCCCAACUGACCAACGGCACGCAUCACACAUAUUCUUCACUGUGCCACUGGCGAAGAGCAACAGUUACGUCUUCGGUGUUUCGUGUUACUCCGUUCAAAGCGAGCGUUUGUGGGAGCCAUCUGCACCAGAGGAUGCUCAGGGGAUGUGCGCCGUUUGCUUGGUGGCUCGCGUUCCCUUUUGGGGCCUUUUGCUGUUUCGUCUGCUGCCAGUCACUGCAGCUUUUUUCGAACUCAUGGAGGGAGCUUCAUCUGGUUCUCCGGGCCGCCUUUCGUCCUCUGGACUGCCUACACAGGUGCUCGUUCAGCUGUACGACCAGCUGAACACUGUCAACUUCCACCUUAUGAGAUACACGGAGAUCACUUUCAACCUUGAGGGCGGGUUGCCACCCUUCAUCAUGGCCGUCACUCCAAGGCAGCUUCUGGUUCUGGUCAAGGCUCUUUUGCUGGAGAAAAAAAUCCUUUUUUACUCAUGCGACGCCUCACGGGCUUCAACAGCUGUCCUUUCGUUCAUCUCUCUACUUCCAGUGGACGUGGACGCGAGAACUGUUGAGGUGAAGAACACGUCGCUGGAGCCUUUGCUGCGCCUGACGGGUUGGGAGCAACAGUUCACAAGGCGCAUUGUCAUGGAAACAUCCUUCUCAAGUGGAGUAGCGGAAGGGCAGAGCCCUAGCUGUGGAUGUAGCGCUAGCAUCUCUAGACAUGCGCAAGACCUACUACAGCAAACGAUCUCGUCGCUUGCUAGCCACGCGGCAGCACAUGGCCUUCACUUCCUCAGGUCCAAGGAAGACGGGGAAGGCUCUUUGGCUGGGGACUUGCAGCGGCACAGACGAAGGGCUGCCUCAGCCAUAUCUCCGAGAGACAACCGCCGCCGCAGCAACAGCAGCGGCAGCUUGGGCGGAGGAAAACAGACUAGCCACAUGGGCGCUGCAAGGCAUCGGGCACCGGAAGAGCGAAAACGUGAUGAUGCUAACAGUACGCUAGUGGGUCAGAGUAGUACAUCUUCUCGAGAACUACGCCAAACAAUGCGUGAACGCGGCACGGCCGCGGCUACAAACUCGGGCAGCGUGGACACCGAUUCAAAACGGCAACUGCAGCAACAGCAGCUGCACCAUAGUGCAUCUGAAGAUUCUUUGGCCAGUAGUUCCCCUCCGACAGGUGGUGGAGGGGGGUGGUUGAGUGGGCGGAUUCGGUGGGGUUGGGAGCGGCAGGGCGAACGCCAGACGCAUACCAGUGCCGCCGCCCACACUGGCAAGAAGUCAAGGUACCCUUCUGCUGCCGAGCGAUUCCACGGGGAAGCCCUCUCUCCGCCAGUCACCGAUGGGGCUGCUGUGGUGUCUGUGGAACGGCCUGCGGAGCAGAGGGCGGUACCAGGCACAGGCCGCUUCCAGCCGGACAGCAGGAGCAGCAGCGACGCCACGGGGCCAUCUACUGUCCUUGACCCGAAUUGGGAGGCGCAUGCUGAUUUAAUACGUGCAGCUUUUGCUCAGCACCUUGAGCAACUCUGCAGGUACGCACCGACAUCGUGCUGGUUUAGCAAGAUAUUGCGCACGAUACCCGAGAGCACCUGCUGUGUGUGGCUGCUUGAGCAUCGGCUGCCAAACGAAGGAGCUCCUUCGGCGAAGCAUGAGACUAUGCAGCCCCCGCCCACUUGUGGCUAUGCUAAGUAUCUGUACAGCAAUGGAGAUUGCUACGAUGGCCAGUUCUGGGCAUCCCAGAGACAUGGGGAUGGUGUCUACUGUUCUGCCGACGGCAUGAGGUAUGAUGGCUCCUGGGUCAGUGAUGAACGACAUGGCCACGGGGUGCUAGCCCACGAGUCCGUAGGGUACCUAUACGUGGGGCAGUGGCAACACAACAAGAAAAGCGGGGAGGGUCAUCUGUACUCCCGUAAAGAACGCUACUGGGGCCAAUUCUUUGACAACAAGUACCACGGACGGGGGCGAUACGUACAACGCGAAGGACUCGAGUAUGAAGGAGAGUUUGCUAGGGGCCGAUUUGAAGGUCUAGGUAAACUGUCAAUCUCGCGAGACGAGGGAAAACAAACUUUUGGGGAGUGUCGAAAGGGUGUCGUUAUAAGGGGCAGUUUCGAGGAAGGAAAGGUGACGGGUGUCGUCAACGCGCCGGAGACUCUGUUGCCGGAAGGAAGUGGUAGCAUGCUCUACAGAGAUUGUAGUUUGUAUGACGGCCAGUGGAGAAAUGGCAUGCGGCACGGAGCUGGUGUUUUGACCAUCCCUGUGGGAGUUCUGAGGGGUGCGAGUGCGAGUAAAGAAGGAGAUGAAGAGGGGACGAUAACUAUCGAUGGGCAGUGGUUAGAUGAUUUGCCGGACCCUCAAGCAGAGUGGAGCGUCACCUUCCCGACCGGGGACAAGUACUUAGGCAGUCUAAAAUUCCCAUCCAUCGGAAGCAGUGCGGGUGCGGAGGUUGGCAAGGACAUGCAUGCGGAGCAGACUGAAGCCUUGGCAAGGAUUGUACCGCAUGGAUGGGGACUAAGCAAGCGAAAGGACACCGGAGAGGAGUGCAUAACGCGGAGUGGCGCAAGACACUCCGGUGAAUGGCGGUUUGGGCAUCCCCACGGGGAAGGUCGCCAUUUCGACCCUACUUCAGGUUACACUCUUGAGGGCACCUUUUACUACGGAAAAUUCGUGGCGGAAAACAGUCCAGGCUUUGUGAAAGACGAGGAAACUUGUGAAGAGCCGCCUGCGGGAGUCCCUCUCCUUGUAUUUGAGGCAUUUGAAACGUUCCCACUCGCCAACUGCCCGCUGUUUCAGCCACGUAGCUCGGCUCCCACUACUCCUUGCACUGCUUCACCUUCGAAGAGCCCUCGGAACUACGGCUGUUGA
Eimeria mitis is the source of this 3621-nucleotide messenger RNA. RefSeq names its product MORN repeat-containing protein, putative. The record is from RefSeq and is a predicted model, not a curated record. Lineage: Eukaryota; Apicomplexa; Conoidasida; Eucoccidiorida; Eimeriidae. Bases 1 to 3621 code for a protein of 1206 amino acids. The transcript is spliced from 12 exons.